Messenger RNA from Mesoplodon densirostris (Blainville's beaked whale), 1669 nucleotides. It is a transcript of the gene PDE7B, whose product is annotated as phosphodiesterase 7B. The transcript has 12 exons. The record is from RefSeq and is a predicted model, not a curated record. Gene Ontology annotation, molecular function: 3',5'-cyclic-AMP phosphodiesterase activity. Lineage: Eukaryota; Metazoa; Chordata; Mammalia; Artiodactyla; Ziphiidae. Bases 1 to 1362 code for a protein of 453 amino acids.
AUGGCUUUCUUUCUAUUUCAGAGGUGUGGCGAAAUCUUGUUUGAAAACCCUGAUCAGAAUGUCAAAUGUGUUUGCAUGCUAGGAGAUGUACGACUGAGGGGUCAGACGGGGGUUCCUGCUGAACGCCGCGGCUCCUACCCAUUCAUUGACUUCCGCCUCCUUAACAAUACAACACACUCAGGGGAAAUUGGCACCAAGAAAAAGGUGAAAAGACUGUUAAGCUUUCAAAGAUACUUCCAUGCAUCAAGGCUGCUUCGUGGAAUUAUACCGCAAGCCCCGCUCCACCUGCUGGAUGAAGACUACCUUGGACAAGCAAGGCAUAUGCUCUCCAAAGUGGGAAUGUGGGAUUUUGACAUUUUCUUGUUUGAUCGCUUGACAAAUGGAAACAGCCUGGUAACACUGCUGUGCCACCUCUUCAACGCCCAUGGGCUCAUUCACCACUUCAAGUUAGAUAUGGUGACCUUACACAGGUUUUUAGUCAUGGUUCAAGAAGAUUACCACAGCCAAAACCCAUAUCACAAUGCUGUUCAUGCGGCCGAUGUCACCCAGGCCAUGCACUGCUACCUAAAGGAGCCAAAGCUCGCCAGCUCCCUCACACCUCUGGACAUCAUGCUUGGACUGCUGGCUGCCGCAGCCCACGAUGUUGACCAUCCAGGGGUAAACCAGCCAUUUUUGAUCAAAACAAACCACCACCUUGCCAACCUAUAUCAGAAUAUGUCUGUGCUGGAGAAUCACCACUGGCGAUCUACGAUCGGCAUGCUUCGAGAAUCGAGACUUCUGGCUCACUUGCCAAAGGAAAUGACACAGGAUAUUGAACAGCAGCUGGGCUCCUUGAUCUUGGCAACAGACAUCAACAGACAGAAUGAAUUUUUGACCAGAUUGAAAGCUCACCUCCACAAUAAAGACUUAAGACUGGAGGAUGUACACGACAGGCACUUUAUGCUUCAGAUUGCCUUGAAGUGUGCUGACAUUUGCAAUCCUUGUAGAAUCUGGGAGAUGAGCAAGCAAUGGAGUGAAAGGGUCUGUGAAGAAUUCUACAGGCAAGGUGACCUUGAACAGAAAUUUGAACUGGAAAUCAGUCCUCUUUGCAAUCAACAGAAAGAUUCAAUCCCUAGUAUACAAAUUGGUUUCAUGACCUACAUCGUGGAGCCCCUCUUCCGUGAAUGGGCCCGUUUCACGGGACACAGCACCCUGUCUGAGAGCAUGCUAUGCCACCUGGCACACAACAAAGCCCAGUGGAAGAGGCUAUUGCCCAACCAGCGCAGAAGCAGCAGCGGUGGCGGUGGCAGCGGCGGCCCGGACCACGCCGGCCCAGGGACCGAGGCUGAGGGGCAGACCGUGACCGAAGGCGACGCCCCGUAGUUCCAGCCAGGCCUGCCCCCUGCUCUGCAAACUGAGAGUGCCAGCCUCCUCGCGCAGAGGCCUCUGGGAGGGCAGCUGCUCUGAGGGGCUCUUGCCGGUAAACCCAGCCCCUCUCUGGGUGUCGUCCUGGGGCUCUUUGGAACGCCACCCUUCUCCCACUCACCUGCCUCCCUCCUUUUUCCAAGUGUACAGAAGCCAUCCGUCACCUCAGCAUUAGCUGCCGAAAUAAGCAGCUCCAUUCCGCCAUGAGGGAGCUGAUUCCAGGGGCCGGCUUGGCCCUCGAGGUGAAGACUGGGGAGUAAGAAAG